AUAAAAAAAAAAAAAAAACCUCGCGCACCAUAUUCUUCUUCAAGCUGCGCCGCUUUCUCACUCUGUUAUCUCCUUCUUCGAUUUUCUCCGGUCGUUGAUCUUUCGCGCAUAGCUCAGGAGAAGAACCUUCAAUCUCUCAGAAUGUCUAGGAACAAGGGUUUGGCUGAGCAAGAUCUUAAAAAAUUGGAUGUAACUGCGCUACAUCCUUUGUCUCCUGAGGUCAUUUCUCGCCAGGCUACUAUAAAUAUAGGAACCAUUGGGCAUGUCGCUCAUGGAAAGUCCACUGUUGUGAAAGCUAUCUCUGGUGUGCAGACUGUCCGUUUUAAGAAUGAAUUGGAGCGUAACAUUACCAUUAAGCUUGGAUAUGCAAAUGCCAAGAUUUACAAAUGCGAGGAUGAGAAAUGCCCUAGACCAAUGUGCUACAAGGCCUACGGAAGUGGAAAGGAAGACACCCCAAAUUGUGAUGUCCCCGGGUUUGAGAACGCCAAGAUGAAACUGUUGAGGCAUGUGUCAUUCGUGGAUUGCCCGGGACACGAUAUUCUCAUGGCAACAAUGCUCAACGGAGCAGCCAUCAUGGAUGGUGCACUACUUUUAAUCGCUGCAAAUGAGACCUGCCCACAACCACAAACAUCUGAACAUCUCGCUGCCGUUGAGAUUAUGCAACUUAAGCAUAUCAUAAUCCUUCAGAACAAGAUUGAUCUUAUUCAAGAAAAUGUUGCCAUUAACCAGCACGACGCAAUUCAGAAAUUUAUAAUGAACACUGUUGCUGAUGGUGCUCCUAUCGUCCCCGUCUCAGCACAACUGAAAUACAACAUCGAUGUUGUGUGUGAGUACAUUGUCAAGAAGAUUCCAAUCCCUGAGAGAAAUUUCGUGUCACCGCCAAAUAUGAUUGUAAUUCGAUCUUUUGAUGUCAACAAACCUGGUUAUGAGGUUGAUGAGAUUAAAGGUGGAGUUGCAGGUGGAAGUAUCCUCCGGGGUGUUUUGAAAGUCAACCAAUUAAUCGAAAUUCGACCUGGUAUUGUUACCAAAGAUGAGCGUGGCAACUCAAAAUGCACUCCAAUUUACUCUCGUAUAAUUUCUCUCUACGCGGAGCAGAAUGAGCUUCAGUUUGCAGUUCCUGGAGGUUUAAUAGGAGUUGGAACAACAAUGGACCCAACUCUUACUCGUGCUGAUCGAUUAGUUGGUCAAGUACUUGGUGAAAUUGGUUCCCUUCCGGAUGUCUUUGUUGAACUCGAGGUGAACUUCUUUCUUCUAAGGCGUUUGUUGGGAGUGAGAACAAAAGGAUCAGAGAAACAAGGGAAAGUGUCAAAGCUAACAAAAGGAGAGAUUCUGAUGCUCAACAUCGGUUCAAUGUCCACUGGAGCUAAAGUAGUUGGAGUUAAAAACGAUCUGGCUAAACUGCAACUGACAGCACCGGUGUGUACCAGCAAAGGAGAGAAAGUGGCUCUAAGCCGACGUGUGGAAAAGCAUUGGCGUUUGAUUGGAUGGGGUCAGAUUCAAGCUGGAACCACCAUUGAAGUACCUCCUUCACCUUUCUAAGCUCUGUGCUAUUUUUGUCUUGUUUUUUUAGUGUUGCUGGGAAAAAUUAUUUAACCCCUCAGAAAAAGAUAAUAAAACUCCUUUUUUCGUGUGGGGGGUUUUGGAGAGUACCUCUUUGCGGAUUAAUCAUCUUCCUACAGUACCUGAUUUGUUAUACUAGUUUCUCUUCGUUUGUGUUACUUUUCCUCUCUUAGAUUUUACGAAAUUUUGUUGUCUUUUUC
Capsella rubella is the source of this 1760-nucleotide messenger RNA. RefSeq names its product eukaryotic translation initiation factor 2 subunit gamma. Gene Ontology annotation, biological process: formation of translation preinitiation complex; positive regulation of translational fidelity. Gene Ontology annotation, molecular function: GTP binding; translation initiation factor activity; GTPase activity. The transcript is spliced from 9 exons. The record is from RefSeq and is a predicted model, not a curated record. Lineage: Eukaryota; Viridiplantae; Streptophyta; Magnoliopsida; Brassicales; Brassicaceae. Gene Ontology annotation, cellular component: cytosol; eukaryotic translation initiation factor 2 complex. The coding region runs from base 142 to 1539 and encodes 465 amino acids.